This is a messenger RNA of Toxorhynchites rutilus septentrionalis, 2016 nucleotides long. RefSeq lists its product as uncharacterized. Gene Ontology annotation, molecular function: nucleic acid binding. The transcript has a single exon. The coding region runs from base 1 to 2016 and encodes 671 amino acids. Gene Ontology annotation, biological process: DNA integration. NCBI's taxonomy places the organism in Eukaryota, Metazoa, Arthropoda, Insecta, Diptera, Culicidae. The record is from RefSeq and is a predicted model, not a curated record.
AUGGGAUCACGUUUGUUGCAAAAUGUUUGUUCAGCACUCACCCUUGAUAUUCGGAAGCGCUUUCUGUGGACGGACUCGGCAACAGUUCUGGCAUGGCUUCGCUCGGAUAGUCGCCGAUAUCACCAGUUUGUUUCAUUUCGGGUAGGGGAGAUUCUUUCGCUCACCAGCGUGGAUGAAUGGUACUAUGUACCAUCGAAGUACAACGUGGCAGACGAUGCCACUAAGUGGAAUUCGGGACCAUCGUUUGAUCCAGGAAGCCGUUGGUUCGAAGGUCCACAAUUUUUACGAGAACCGAAAGAAAUGUGGCCUAGGCAGUCAGUAGUUGUGAAUGGAGCGGAUGCAGCAAGCGAAGAACUUCGAGUGGUAGCGGUACACCAAACAACUGAAGAAAUCAUCAACGUCGAACGCUUUUCAAAGUGGAAUCGCUUAGUCCGAACUUUGGCUUAUGUUUACCUGGCCGUGAGAAUCUGGAGAAGAACCCUCGGCGAAAGAGAUGCACGGCACGUUCUGAAUCAGGAUGAUUUUGUGAAGGCAAAAGACACGCUUUGGCGCCAGGCACAGGCACAGGGAUAUUCGGAGGAGUUUCAUAGGCUGAAAAGCGAACGCGGCAUUGAAAAGGGAAGUCCGUUGCAGUCGUUGGCUCCAUUUUUGGAUGAACGCGGAGUCAUUCGGAUAGGAGGUCGAAUCGGGAACGCCCCGACCAUCCCCUUCGCAGUGAAAUAUCCCAUAGUACUACCUAGAGAACAUCGUAUCACCUUGCUUUUGGGUCAUUCUUUCCACGAACGGUUCCUGCAUGCCAACGGGGAAGCAGUCUGCAAUGAAAUAAGACAGAAGUUUUAUAUACCAAAACUUCGAGUUCUCGUACGGAAAGUCAGCCGAAGUUGUCAGCACUGCAAGGUGAAAAAAGCGACUCCCGUUCCUCCGCUGAUGGGCCCGCUACCGAAGGUACGUCUAACACCAUUCAUCCGACCGUUUACUUACGUUGGUGUUGAUUACAUGGGUCCGUUCGAAGUCAAAGUCGGCCGCAGUGUUGUGAAAAGGUGGAUUUGCUUAUUCACCUGCCUCACAAUACGGGCUAUUCAUCUGGAGUUGGCCCACAGUCUCUCAUCAAACGCGUGCGUGAUGGCUUUCCGGAGAUUUGUUGCCAGACGUGGUGCUCCACUAGAAGUGUUCUCCGACAAUGGCACGAAUUUUGUGGGAGCCAAUCGUCAGUUGUCAGAGGAGAAGCAGAAAAUACAAAACAUCGUUGAGGACUGUGCCGCCACAUUCACCAACGCGAAUACCCAGUGGCACUUCAACGUUCCAGCAGCUCCACACAUGGGAGGACCGUGGGAGCGUAUGGUCAAGUCCGUGAAAGUGGCGAUGAAAGCAAUAUCGGGAAGUCCACGAAAUCCAAGUGAUGAGGUGUUGGAAACGAUAAUGUUGGAGGCUGAAGCGAUUAUUAACUCGCGACCGUUGACCUACGUUCCCCUGGAUAUGGAAGACGAUGAGGCACUGACGCCAAAUCACUUUUUGCUGUGUGGAUCAACCGGCAUCAAGCAACCAGUCGCCAAUCCUGUGAGUGGAAACAUCCUUCGUGACAGCUGGAAGCUGGCGCAGCAUAUUGUGGAUGACUUUUGGCGUAGAUGGGUACGGGAGUAUCUCCCAAUGUUGACACGACGCACGAAGUGGUUCGAAGCCGUGAAGCCGAUGAAACCUGGCGAUCUGGUCGUGAUAGUCGACGAAAACACGAGGAAUAGCUGGGAGCGAGGACGCGUACUGGAAACCUUUCCAGACAAAUCUGGGCAGGUGAGACGGGCUACCGUUCAGACAGCUAGAGGAGUCUUCGCCAGACCUGCGGUUAAAUUAGCGGUUUUAGAUGUAGAAGGUAACUACAAGAAGUCGGACGUAUAUGAUUCGGGAACGGAAAUGGUUCACGGGGCGGGGGAUGUCGCCGAUACCCCUCGUUGCGGCGAAAAGGUGGUGAACCGAUUAGCCGAACCCUCACGAGCGAAACGACAUUGUCGGGCGAAGUGA